Drosophila takahashii is the source of this 543-nucleotide messenger RNA. RefSeq lists its product as uncharacterized. NCBI's taxonomy places the organism in Eukaryota, Metazoa, Arthropoda, Insecta, Diptera, Drosophilidae. The record is from RefSeq and is a predicted model, not a curated record.
AUGAACGUCAAAAAGAUUUUAACUUGGAUUGAAUUGUCUUUGGCGAUUUUAAUGCUAAGCAGAGUACUUGCAAAGAUGGAUGCUUACAUGACGAACGUUGAAUGCCUUAAUUAUGUACCAGAAAUUCUAAAAAACGUGAGCUGCCAUUUAAAUCAAACAGCCCAAAGCACUAGUUCUUUAUACAUAGAGUUUGCCUUGGCCCAAGAUGUAAGAGACGUUGAAAGUAUAUACAUAUUGACGAUGAAAAGAGGAUCGAUCAUGACAAACUUAACUACAAUGAAACUAGACUUGUGUCAGCUGUUGUCAAGUGUGGAAUCUCAAUUUUUACUUAAGAUGGUUACCACUCAGAUCCGACGAAUUGGCAAUUUCCCACUGGAAUGUCCUUUCAAAAUGAAUAAGCGAUAUUAUGUUAAAGGAUUUACAAUCAAUUCAAAAUUAAUUCCAAGAUAUCUACCAGAAAUGAAUUUUAUUUCGGAUGCCCAUAUAAACCUUAAGGAUCGCAGAGCAUGUCGGCUAAUUAUUCACGGUAGCCUUCGUCCUUGA